UUGAACUGAUUGCGAAAAUGGAUUCUUUUGUGGGAUUGAUUGCCCGUUUCAUUCGAAAAGCUUGUAAAGGUUCUAUCUUUCUGGUUGGGUUUGUUGUUGUUAUGGGAAGGAACUCUGUUGAGGUUCUUAGGGCAUCAUGGGUUUGGAGUUACCUGUCCUCAGAGACCAAAGUUGUGUUGCUCCAUGAAGUGGGACAUGAACGAGAAGCCGAAAUCCAUGAAAUUUCUUGAGUGGAUAUGGCGAGCGGUUUCAGUAGAGAUGGGACGGUGAGUUCAGUUGGUGCUGAGAGUAGUAGUCGGGCGGUUGAUGAGAAUGAAGUGGGUGUAAGUGAGGUUGAAGGGGAGUAUGAGCAGGUUGUGGAGGUAAAGAUGAAUGACGAUCCGUUAGAGGGGGACGACAUACUCGACUCCAUGCCGCCAGUAUCGAUGACUUCAGUAGAUGAGCCCUAUGUGGGUCAGGAAUUCGACUCUGAAGCGGCCGCACAUGGGUUUUAUAAUGCAUAUGCCACCCGGGUAGGAUUUGUAAUUCGGGUGAGCAAACUCUCUCGGUCGAGGCGUGACGGAUCGGCCAUUGGUCGGGCUUUCGUCUGCAACAAAGAGGGUUACAGGAUGCCAGAUAAACGCGAGAAAGUCGUCAGGCAAAGGGCUGAGACAAGAGUUGGUUGUAGGGCCAUGAUACUGGUGCGGAAAAUGAAUACAGGCAAAUGGGUUGUCACGAAGUAUGUGAAGGAACAUACUCAUACCUUGUCGCCUGGCAAAGGCCGGAGGGACUGCAUCUAUGAUCAAUAUCCAAAUGAACAUGACAAGAUUCGGGAGUUGUCGCAGCAGUUGGCAAUAGAGAAAAAGCGAGCUGCAACGUAUAAAAGGCAUCUCGAACUAAUCUUCGAGCACAUUGAGAAUCACAAUGAGAGUCUGGCAAGAAAGAUCCAGCACAUAGUAGACAACGUGAAGGAAAUCGAAAGCAGAGAGCAGCAAAGUUAGAGAUAGAUUGCGGCAUCUCUUCCUUUUCUUUCCCCCUUCUUUUCUUUUCUGUUGUCUGGUUCGAAUUGUAAAAUGACGGCCACUGCAUGGCAAAAGAUGAUGUGAUGAAAUCCUUGUCGAUAUGUCUAGUUUUGAAUAGAUUACAGCAAUCAAUUCUUUCCCCAA
Syzygium oleosum is the source of this 1145-nucleotide messenger RNA. Its product is annotated as protein FAR1-RELATED SEQUENCE 5. The transcript is spliced from 3 exons. Bases 237 to 980 code for a protein of 247 amino acids. Lineage: Eukaryota; Viridiplantae; Streptophyta; Magnoliopsida; Myrtales; Myrtaceae. The record is from RefSeq and is a predicted model, not a curated record.